GUCAAAGUGAAGUGUCUCGGUCUUAGUGAGAUGGCCUUCAUGAUGAAGAAGAAGAAGUACAAAUUCUCGGUGGAGGUGGACCUGGAGGAGCUCACCGCGGUGUCCUUCGUGAACGCAGUGCUGUUCGCGAAGCUCAGACUUCUCGACGGUGGAUCCUUCGUCGAUCACUCGACUAGGGAAGAAGUCCAGGAGCACACUGUCAGAUGGAACGCCAAGUUCGAGUUCCUGUGCAAGAUGAGUGCCAAUGCGUCUACCGGUGUUCUCGACCCGUGUAUUUUAAGGAUAUCCGUGAGAAAGGAAUUGAAGGGAGGCAGGUCCUUCCAGAAGCUCGGCUUCACCGACCUGAACCUCGCCGAAUUCGCAGGAGCUGGACUCUGCAGGACGAGGUACCUUCUAGAGGGUUACGACGCGAGACACCGGCAGGACAAUUCCAUGUUACGCGUUGCCAUCAAGAUGAAUAUGCUGUCGGGAGAUAUCCUGUUUAAAGUACCAUCUCCGUCGUUGAAGCAGACGCAACUAGCAGUACCCGGUGUGCCAGGUGUUUCCGGCGUGACGCCGGAUGAAACCACAUCCGAGAGGUGUCCCAAUCGAGAAGACUAUGUAUCCAGUGGCUCGUUGGCUGGGAGCAUAGCUAGUGCCAGCAGUGGUUUCGGUAGUCUUCCUAAAAAGAGGCCUGCCCUCUUUUCCUCGGAGCUCCUCAGCGGGGCGGAGUCGUACGAUCCGAUGACCCUAAGCGAAAUCGUACCGUCGGUUCUUCCAGUGGAGGCUUUGGCUGAAGCGCACACGGAGUCGGGCCAUUCUCGUAACAGCAGCAACACGAGUCAACUGAGCAAAGGCUCCGGCUACGGGUCUUUAAAUUCACACAGUCAGCACAGUAGGCAGAGCAGUAGUGGUGACAGUGGCCACAUUAGGUCACCCUCCUGGCCGGUAUGGGCUCCACGUAUUCCCAAUGUCUCCCAAAAUUCCUCGAACCAGCAGUCCACCAGACCCGAGACUUCUCUCGACUCGGACUCUCCUUCCUCGUCUUCCGUGAUGAUGAUGGACCCACGAAAUCGGUUCUGGUCCACGUCCAGUCCGCUCUCGUCGCGCGAGGCAAAGUCGGUGGUGCGAAAUUCUAUGAGAUCGAGCAUAGCUGCGGUGCCACUGUCGAACGAGCAGAACGAAACGAAUCGAUCGAGAAACGGCAUUAUCCCGCAAGACACGAGCCGCGUUAACGAGGACGCCAACGACAAGGUCGGCGUGUUCAGGGUACCUGGGCCGCAGGAUGUGCCGCGGCAUUUGCGAAAGAAUUACGAUAGGAACAGCUUCGAGGCGCGUAACGAACGAAACGCGGCAAACUCGGCGGCGAACGAUCGGAACGGACAAAAGAACAGCGUGAUCGCGCCGGUCGCAAAACCGAGAAUCGGUCAGCCAGGUUGGAGAAGCAUAUCGAAGACCUGCGACUGCAUCGAGAAGGGCAAGACCAGCCCGGUUCUGCGACUAGCCGAUCAGGCCAGAGCCGUAUCCUCUCCCGAUCCUCUUCAUAGGCCCGAUAACCCCAGAGCCUCGCUACGUUCCGCGACGACCGCUCAGACCCUCAGGGGUAUUGGCGGAGGCCACCGGAAGUUGCUGGACGGGGCGGGGGGCAAGCUGGCUACGGUCGCCACCAGCCCAGCGGACUCCGAGGAGUCCUCCUUAGGGGUACCGGAAGUCGCUCCACCGAGCUCCCAGCACCGAAACAGCAUAACCCCACCAAAUCCCUCGGGUGGAUCUGGCCUGAGCGAAACGGGAUCUCUGGAUCGAGCAAAGGCCGCGCUGGAGCGAAGAAAAAAGGCCGAGGAUGGGACGGGGAAUCCGAUCUUGUGCAGAGUCGAGGUGACCAGGCCGAACCCGGACUCCUUGAUCGACGAGCUGAUCAAAGCAACGAAUCUAGAGCAAACGGAUCUCGAGAGCUCCGAGACGACUGGACUUCAGCUAUUCAUCGCGAAAGAUGGCACGACAGCGCUCGGUAGCCACGAAAUCAAAAGUCAAAUGCCCGCUGGUGUGUUCAAGCAGGUGGUGAUGGAGGAGAAUAAUAGGUAACACGAAGCUAUCGCGACGAGAAGACAGUACGCAAGACAGGCCAGCGCCACAUUCUCGUUGGCCCUGGUGCCAGAGCUCGUCUACGAGGCAUACGAGCCCCGGUAGUUACGAGGACAACGAUGCUGGACGAGGGAAUCGUCGUCGAGAAGACGGUGAACAGGCGGCGGAACACGGACGCCAGUGCACCUCGCCUUCCUAUCUAAAUUAUUCCUUUCAGUUGCCUAGCUAUCCUUCCGGCGUUCGGUGCUUCACGCUUCUCGUACACACCGAAUGGAUCAUCGUCAUUUACGCUCAAACGUUGCUGAACCUUUCUUUUUUUCUAUACCGAGUUAUUCCACGCAGCAUCCGCGUUCGAUCGUCACCCGGUCACGGUAAAUUCAAACGAUGGCCGGGGAAACCGUCGAACUCGUUCGAUUUCCGAUGCUAACCCGAUAAACCAACGUACCGAAACGCUUCGGCGAAGGGAGUCUCGUAGAAACGCUUCGUUGAUCGAGAUCGACAGGGGUGCACGGAACUCGUCGAUGCUGCAACGCGUAUCUUCUUCCGCGAGGUCGGGGCACAAUAAGAAAUCACUGGAUUUUUCUUUUCUUUGUUAUCUCUCUUCGUCAGCCGUGCUUCGAAAGAGCGAGUCAUUAGGCAUCGUUUAGAUACUAAAAAGCUUCGACCUGAAAGAGCAUGAGAGUGUAAGAGAGGAUUGUGCGAUGAAAAGGCGAAGCGCGUUAAUCGUUCGAUGUUGAUUAACGUUGAAUAAUGUGUGUGCACCAAACGCUUGUUCUUUUCUAUCUGUGUUCACGGUUCCUUUGUCGUCCGCGUAAACGACCGUGCAGUCGCUGUAAUCAGUUGCUAUAAAAUAGGCCGAAACGCGUUCGUCCGUUUCGAUCCCCGAAAAAGUAUUGAUCGAGCAGCAUUAAAUAUGUAACGGAGCGAGAGAGAGAGAGAGAGUGAGAACACGAGUCUCGAGCGUGGACCUGCUGCGCGUGCUAACGUACAAAAAAUUUCAAAAUGACCCGUUUUCGUCUACACUUAUCCUUUUCGUCGCGUUUUGUUAUCGUUUAAGCCACAAGCGUUUAGUAUAUACAUAUAUAUAUAAAUGUAUAAAUAUAUAUAUGUGUGUGUGUGUAUAUAUAUA
Messenger RNA from Eufriesea mexicana, 3190 nucleotides. Its product is annotated as serine/arginine repetitive matrix protein 2. The record is from RefSeq and is a predicted model, not a curated record. Lineage: Eukaryota; Metazoa; Arthropoda; Insecta; Hymenoptera; Apidae. The transcript is spliced from 9 exons. Bases 31 to 2061 code for a protein of 676 amino acids.